AUGGCCAAUAAUUUUCUUCCAGUAUACAAGGACCACUUAGAUGAAGAAGACUACAUAGACAUUGAAGUGAGUCCUUGCUCUUACUUUUUUUCGUGUCCUAAAUCUUCCCCUCAAAACAGAGAAUUUGAGUUCAAAAUGGCCUCAAAUACCAAUGAUAAAAAAUCCACAACUUCCCCUGCUGAUGAACUUUUCUACAAAGGAAAACUCCUUCUACUUCACCAAAAAUUCCUCCAAACAGAGCCCUUUCAACAAGAUUUAGAAGAAGAAACCUUUUGCAUAAACUUUUUGAUCACCCCCAUUGGUUCUUGCAAUGUUUCCCCAGCACAUUCUUGCCGUGUGAGUUUUGAACUUAAUCAUCCAAAUGGGCACUUCUUUGAGUGGUCCAGUACUGAAUUCACCACUGGUAGUAGCUCCAUGGAUAACCAUAACAGUCCUAACAAGAAAGUUUUGUCUAAGAAGCUCAAUCUUAUUAAAUAUUCUUUAAUUAGUCAAAAACUCAAAGCUUCAAGGGCAUAUCUGAAAUCUCUGUUUACCAAAUCUUCUUGUUCUAGUGGUAAUAGCUGUUCUAGAAAGGACAUGAAACUGUCCAAGAAACAAAUCUCAUUUAAAAAUACUUAUAUUGGAACCCGAUUAAAUCCGAUCAUUGAGAGAGCUGAUGGUACAAGGUCAUUCUCAGCAGCAGAAACGAAGUGGAAUUCUGCAAGAAAGUGUUUGUCUUCCUCUUCAACUAAUUCAUCCUCAACUGGUGGUUCUUUCUCAUCAUCUAAUUCUUCCUUCAACUCCAAUAAUGACUUGUAUGAGUUGAAUUUCACCUCAGAGAUUGAGGGUUCAAUUGAGGCUGCUGUUGCUCAUUGUUUUGCGAAGAAAAUGGACGAUGUGUUUGUGACUUUGAGGUUUAACCACGGAGAUAUAAAUGAAAAGGUUGGGGCAGGUGAGGGUAGUCAAACAUUUGGGGGUAGUGAAGGCUUAGGGUUUGAAGAGGCUGCUGGUCUUGAUGAACCCUUAGGUGGGACUUCAGUUGCUACUGCAGCUGAUGAUGAUAAUGAUUCUGACUUAGAAAGUGAGAGUGAAUCUGAGAAGUCUGACAAUGUAGUGGUAGAGAAGGUGAAGAAGAGGAAUUUGAUAGUGAUGUCCAUGAGGAGGAUAGGAAUCUAA
Messenger RNA from Lycium barbarum (goji berry), 1155 nucleotides. RefSeq names its product probable membrane-associated kinase regulator 4. Bases 1 to 1155 code for a protein of 384 amino acids. Gene Ontology annotation, cellular component: plasma membrane. The transcript is spliced from 3 exons. The record is from RefSeq and is a predicted model, not a curated record. Lineage: Eukaryota; Viridiplantae; Streptophyta; Magnoliopsida; Solanales; Solanaceae. Gene Ontology annotation, molecular function: kinase inhibitor activity.